Messenger RNA from Cariama cristata (Red-legged seriema), 1934 nucleotides. RefSeq names its product kinesin family member 19 (gene KIF19). Gene Ontology annotation, biological process: microtubule-based movement. NCBI's taxonomy places the organism in Eukaryota, Metazoa, Chordata, Aves, Cariamiformes, Cariamidae. The record is from RefSeq and is a predicted model, not a curated record. Gene Ontology annotation, molecular function: microtubule motor activity; ATP binding; microtubule binding.
AUGACUGGUGCUUGCACAGAGCUGAGCCCUGUUGCAGUGGCCCUUCGCAUCGAUCCCCUCAACGAGGCAGAAGUAGAGGAUGGAGCUGCCCUGGUUGCCCGCAGCGUGGGCGAGCAGAGGGUGGUCUUGAUGGAUCCAAGCAAAGAUCCAGAUGACGUCUUGCGAACUAACAGAUCCUGAGAAAAAACAUUUAUAUUUGACAUGGGUUUUGAUCACAGAGCAACCCGGGAGGAAGUAUAUGUGUCCAUGACCAAAAGCCUGAUAGAAGGAGUCAUUUCUGGCUACAGUGCAACCAUUUUCGCAUAUGGUCCAACAGGAGCUGGAAAAACCUCUAUGAUGCUAAGGAUGGACUGUGAACCAGGGAUUUACAUCCGCACUCUUGAUGAUCUUUUCAAGGCCCUCAAAGCUACUACCAAGGAGAUGGAUUACAAGGUCUCCAUGUCCUACCUGGAGAUCUAUAACAAAGUGAUCCAAGACCUCCUGGACCCAUCCUUGGGGUUCUUAGACCUGAGAGAGGACCCCAGACGCAGCAUCCAGAUAGCAGGAAUCAAAGAAGUCUCCACUACAAAUGCUUGGGAGAUCAUGCAGCUGUUAAUGAAAGGAAACAAGCAACGCACCUAGGAACCCCCUGCUGCCAACAAGACGUCCUCCCACUCGCGUGCAGUGCCACGGGUGACGGUGACGCAGAAAAGCCGAAGGAAGGCAAUCGACAAGGAAGUGCGAAUUGGAAAGCUUUUCAUGGUCAACUUGGCAGGGUCGGAGAGAGCAGCUCAGACUCAAAACCAGAGCAAGAGGAUGAAGGAAGGAGCCCACGUCAACCUCUUGCUGCUGGCUUUGGGUAACUGCAUCAAUGCUUUCAGUGAGAACAGGGGGAACCGGGCCCAGUUUGUCAAUUUUUGAGGUGGCAAACUCGCGCACCUGCUGAAGGACUCGUUAGGGAGCAACAGCAGGACUGUUAUGAUUGCACAUAUCAGCCCAGCCAGUACCUCCUUUGAAGAAUCUCAAAUGACCUUGAUCUAUGCCUAUCGAGCAAAAAACAUCACGACACAGGUAAAAUGUAACCUGCAGAAUGUCUCCAACAGCAUCGACCAAUACACCAGCAUCAUCACAGACCUCGCAGAGAUUGAGUGUCUGAAAGCAAGGGUUGAAAACCAAGAGAAGAAAAACAAGUGCAGUCAGCUCCGACCUCAGGGAUCUGCAAGCAGGGAGCAAAUGGAGAUGUGUCGCAGCCUGAUGGAGCUGGAAAACAACACUGAGCUGCACAUUGAUACCUGCAGGCACCUCCUAACAAUCACGAAGUGGGAACGAGAGAAGGCUCAGGGUGAAUGCAAGUAUGACAAGCCAGCGAAGAAGGAGAAAGAUGAAAACACAGAGGAGGAAGAUAGGGAAGUGGAUAUCAUAAAUUCACCUGAACCUCAUGAAGUUACAGCAGCAAGAGACGAGAUCAACCUGCUGCUGGCAGAACCGGACAAGACCGUGGCCCUGAAGCUGGAGCAGCACUUAGCUAAUGCCAAGGAAAAAGCUUCCCAGAUGGAGGAGUUUUUCCCCAAACAAAUCACCAGUCAGGAUCAGUAGGAGGUGCUAAGGCUUCUCUGCAGAGCCCAUGAGCUUGAGCUUGGCAACACAGAACUGCAGGCAAAUACACCGAAUGAGGAGAAUCUAUUGUGCCAGAAGGAUUUUAUUAUCCAGCAACUGCAGCAGCACGUGCUACUCUGCGAAGAAACUAUUCAGUGGCAGCAGAUACUGCUAAAAGGAGCGGAGCAAAUAGCAGGUGGCUGGAACUAUGGAAAACCCCGCAACAGCCCUUCUCUGGACGUAAGUCAGCAUCUCGAUCCUAAUAAAGAUGAGGUCAGAAAGGGUCUACCUGGGAACAUGAAGGAUAUUCUCUGGGGAAUGAAGUUUGACAUUCCCUCCAUCACCCUUGAGUCAGACAG